GAUGUGAAGGAGAACAAUGGAAAACAAACGCUACAUGAUUUUGACAUUCUCCAUUUUCAUGGACUUCACACUUGGUGAAGUUGCGCCUGGUAUCUAUGGCCAGGUUAAUGGAAACAUCACCCUAAAACCAAAUGCCAAGAGCCGCUUUGAUGAAAUUAUUUGGACACACAACAACAAUCUAGUGGUUGAAUUUGAGAAGAAUAAAAUAACUGAGUAUGGCCAGUUCAAAGAACGGAUAAUCCUGAAUCAUAUAACUGGACACCUCACAAUCACAAACCUAAUCACAAGAGACAGUGGAGAGUACAGGGCAGACUUGAUGUCAGCUGGAGUUUUUGAGCCCUUUAUUCAGACAGUUGAAAUUUUGGAUACCCUAACAAAACCAAAAGUGACCUGCCAUGUGAAUGGUACCAUGGUGACACUGCUGUGUGCAGGAGACCUCAGCCCCGUUACUCAGUACAGUUGGGAGGGGCCCGAAGCACAGAACCAGUCAGGGCCUGAGCUGCAGCUCCAGAGAAAGGAGAGCUCUGAUUCGGUCUACACCUGUGUGCUGAGCAACCCAGUGAGCCAGAGCAGCGAGAAGUUUAAUAUUCAGAGCUGCUUCCCUGCAGGAGAUGAAGAAGAUGACUCAGUCCCUGUCGUUGCAAUCGUUGUUUGUCUCCUCCUCCUCCUCCUCCUCCUCAUUUUGGGGCUGCUUUUUAUGUACCGGAAGAAAUACUGGUCAGUGGGAAGAGGGAAAAGAGGAAAAGAGGAAAACCCUGAAGCACCACCUGAAGAUGAGUCAGCACAACUAAUCAGUCAAAAACAUGAGAACCAGCAGAGUCCUGUGCAAGGAAAUGUCAGGGACAAAGUUACUAUGUUUAAUGACAUGUCCAAAGGGUUGUUAAGCCCAAAUAAACCCUCUCAUGAGAAUGAGCGGACACCACUGAAAGCACGGGACAGCAUGACUAAGGAGACAGUGGGACUCUCUCAGGAAGAGAGUCAGGCAGGGGAGUGGAGAGGAGCAGGAUCACUUAUCCAGGAUGAAGGUUUUCAGGAAAUACAUCUACAAAAGGAGAGGGAGAGGUCGCCACUGAAAUCUCCUAAACACAGUGCUCCCAGCACUCUCCAGGGCAGUGUUUCUGCUACUCCACAUGCUACUCCACCUGAGACAGGGAAGGGAGGUGUCAGUGAUGAUCAGAGCUCCCAGCACAGUGAGGUAAAAGCAGGAGAGAGAGGAGACAAAGAGGACCCAGCACAGCACGCCCCCGCAGACACGGAAGAGAAUGAGACAGGAAGACACCCCAUCAGCGGGACGAUGGGAGAGACCACAGGGCAGUUGGUGGAUUUAAUGAGUCCCCCACCAAAACCCCCAAGAGCCCAUUCUGACUCUGAGCCCUCAGACCAAAGUGCAGAAAAGCCCUUUUCCCAGAAUCCUCAGGACAGACAGAGUCAGGAAAGCUCACCUGGUCCUUUAUCACAUGACCCAGAGCAUCAUUCUCAGGGUGUUGCAUCAAGCGCCCGUCCCCGUGUGGCAGAUGACAAUGAAAAGAGCCUAAAUAGAGAUGGGAAUGAAAAAUAUUCACACAGCUUCACAUCAACUCCAAUACGAAAUACAUUGGGCCAGGAGGGAGGAGCAGCAGGAGCAGGAGAUGGAGAACAUGAGAAAUCAGAAAGCUUCAUCACUGUUCCAUCCAGCCCGUUAAAUACUGAUGACAGCGCAGAGACAAAGGAAGAGUCUACAGGCCACCAAUCCAAUCAACAGGAGAAUCUGCAGGCAAAUAGAAAUGACCAGCUCCCACAGAACGGCUCUCCAUCUUGUGAUUCUUCCUCAGAAGAUUCAAAGGAGUCCACCAAGUUACCGAAUGGGGAAAGAAAUAAAGAAUCGGAAUCGGAUAAACCGGGAGAACAGAGCAGGAAUCAGACACUGAGCACCACUAAAGAGACUGAGAGCCAGAGAAACACUACAGCAGAAACGCCUGACACAAAGGGAGACACUGGAGAAGAUAAUGAGAAUAAAUCUCCUGAAGAGGGAGAUGAUCCAGAGAGAACGCCAGCACCAGGAAGCAAGACAACAGAAAACAACUCUGUGGGAGAGGAAGAAGAAAACCAAAACGAAGCUCAACCUCUACAGAGCCCAUCUGCAGAUGGUUAUGUCAGGAACAAAGUUACUAUGUUUAAUGACAUGUUCAAAGAGUCCCAAAUAAUCCCAAAUAAACCCUCUCACGAAGUUGGAAGGUCACCAUUGAAAGCACAGGACAGCAUGACUGUUGAGAGUGAGGAAGUCUCUCAGAAAGAGAGACAGGCAGGGCCACUCACCCAGGAUGGAGGUAUUUCUUCACCUGGAACUGAUGCUGGGCAGGAUGGUGUCAGUGCACCCCAGCACAACGAGGCAGGAGGAGAUCGCCAGAUGGACCCAACACCAGAUACAAACAAACAACACACAGGAGGAAAGAUGGCCACACAACAGGAAACCCCUGCAGGGAAUGCAGAUGCAGCAUAUGAACACCCUAAAGAGAACAUGACCACACCACCUGAAGUCCCAAAAGAGAAAGCAUCACAGGGAGACACUACAGGGAACAGAGACGCAUCACAGGGAGACACUACAAGGAACAGAGACACAUCACAGGGAGACACUAAAGGGAACAGAGACGCAUCACAGGGAGACACUACAGGGAACAGAGACGCAUCACAGGGAGACACUACAAGGAACAGAGACACAUCACAGGGAGACACUAAAGGGAACAGAGACGCAUCACAGGGAGACACUACAGGGAACAGAGACGCAUCACAGGGAGACACUAAUGGGAACAGAGACGCAUCACAGGAAGACGCUAAUGGGAACAGAGACGCAUCACAGGGAGACACUAAUGGGAACAGAGACGCAUCACAGGGAGACACUACAGGGAACAGAGACACAUCACAGGGAGACACUACAGGGAACAGAGACGCAUCACAGGGAGACACUAAUGGGAACAGAGACGCAUCACAGGGAGACACUACAGGGAACAGAGACGCAUAACAGGGAGACACUAAUGGGAACAGAGACGCAUCACAGGGAGACACUACAGGGAACAGAGACACAUCACAGGGAGACACUACAGGGAACAGAGACGCAUCACAGGGAGACACUAAAGGGAACAGAGACGCAUCACAGGGAGACACUAAAGGGUACAGGCCCACGUCACAUGAAGACCCUAAAAAGAACAAGCCCGUAUCACAGGAAGAACCUAAAAAGUGUUCCCUUCAGUGAGACCUUGGAGGGCAGGGACAGUGAUGAGCAGGGAGCACUGCAGAAUGAGAGAGGAGGAGGAAAAAAGAAGACCAACAUGCCAAACACAGACCACCAGUGCAGUGACACAGUAGGGUGGCAUAGAAAACAUCCUCACUCCCCCACACAGCCCAUCUCCUCUUCACCAUUCCCCAGAUUGAUUGCCCAGGAUUGCCCACCAUUCCCUUCCUGAUUGCCCAGGAAGGGGAAUCAGAAGCAGCAGGAGACAGAGACAAGAGGAAAGGUGUGGAACCAUAAAGAAGAAACCACACACCAGACUCAGAGUCUGUGUACAUAUAAGCCUUUAUAACAAUCUCAGCCAUAUAUUGUACUUGAGACCAGAAUCUCAUUACAUUCACAAUUACCCUGUGUGCUGUUUCAUGGUUUUUUUACAAGCUUCAUUUCACUUUCAUUCCUGAACCGGCCCAAACAAAAUGUGCAUAAUUUGUGUAAUGUGAUAAUAGAGCAAUAUUUGGCGUCUCAGCUUAUUGUACUUUUACCCGCUGUGUUUGUACCCACUAUUCUCAGCUACACUAAUUGAUGCCUUGACUGAUACCAUUAAUGAGUGAGUCUAUUGUGAAGAGAUGUAAUGUGUUAAGAUAUCCAAACAUAGAUUCAGUGCCUGAGGAAGGACAGGAUUGAUUUUCAUUAUUUUAAUGUGUGUGUGUGUGUUUUCAAGCAACUGUCAUAUGAUGACUUGUAUGUCUGUUUGUGUGUUUGUUCAUGAAAAGAUGGACUAUGGAACUUUGAUACAUAAAUGUAUAUCUAAUUAUGUGGCCUUUAUUGCUUUAAAUCAACAGAAGGUGUGAUCAAAGUUCAAGAGUUGCAGCAAAUUAUAUUGGAGAAUAUGGCAAUAAAAACAUGGCUGCACCUUUACAAGGUGUGCCAGAAAUAUCCCCUGGCAUUCAUUUAUUCAUAAGCCUGGUGAGUGAGGUUAAAAUAAAAAAGUGCAUCAUCUAGCGUUCAUACAAAGGAAG
Molecule: messenger RNA, 4224 nt
Organism: Megalops cyprinoides (Indo-Pacific tarpon)
Lineage: Eukaryota; Metazoa; Chordata; Actinopteri; Elopiformes; Megalopidae
Exons: 12
Coding region: 17-2998 (993 amino acids)
Source: RefSeq, a predicted model, not a curated record